UGGCUUCGCCUGUCAAUUGCCCCGAUUUUCUCUUGGAUCUUUCUCCUCGUCUCCAUGGCCGCUGCAAUAACAGCUGCUUCUUCUUUAACUGUGUCAUCGUCCUUAUCCAAAACCAAAACCCCAUUGCACGCUUCGAAACCUGUAAAUUUGCCCUUCCCUGUUUCGGUUUCACUUCCUUGCAAAAAUCGACUGAACAGAACGCUGAGGGUUGUCAAUUCGAUUUCCGUAUCAGACCCGGGAUUGCGGACCGGGCCUGACGAUCUUGUUUCUUCCAUUCUCUCCAAGGUGAGACAAACUGAUGGAGGACUGUCACUGACUAAAGAACAACAUAAAGAGGUAGCUGAAGUGGCUCGAGAACUGCAGAAAUACUGUGUGAAGGAGCCUGUGAAAUGCCCUCUUAUCUUCGGAGGAAAGCUGAAAGUUUUGGACAGUGAAUGGAUCCAAGUUAUAUUUGAGCCACCUGUAUUGAAGAUAGGAGGAAUGAAGUUCAAAUAUGGCUUUGAGAGUGAGGUUAAGCUGCAGAUCUCAUAUAUAGAUGAAAAGAUCAGGUUGGGAAAAGGUUCAAAAGGAUCACUAUUUGUGUUCCAAAGACGCCAAUAAGAUCAGCAUAGUCCUUCAUGUUCCUCUUUCGUGUGGCACUAAUAAUUUUGUUGUACAAGAUUUAAGUAUUUAUUUGUGUAAAUCUCCCGUGUCACCUCACUUUCUGGUGUGUGAGGCCAAAAGCAUAUCUCACUUGUUGCAUUUAACUGAUCCUCAUUUGACAAUGCCGAGCAAUCAUUCUGAUCCAGCCCUA
Messenger RNA from Carica papaya (papaya), 793 nucleotides. The record is from RefSeq and is a predicted model, not a curated record. NCBI's taxonomy places the organism in Eukaryota, Viridiplantae, Streptophyta, Magnoliopsida, Brassicales, Caricaceae.